Molecule: messenger RNA, 1289 nt
Organism: Plectropomus leopardus (leopard coralgrouper)
Lineage: Eukaryota; Metazoa; Chordata; Actinopteri; Perciformes; Serranidae
Gene: alkbh4
Product: alkB homolog 4, lysine demethylase
Biological process (GO): protein demethylation; actomyosin structure organization
Cellular component (GO): midbody; contractile ring
Molecular function (GO): actin binding; oxidoreductase activity; demethylase activity
Source: RefSeq, a predicted model, not a curated record
AUGAUGGCUCCUGACAGCAGCGGCGGUGUAGCUUCGUGCGCUUGUAAAGGUAUCAGGCGAUGCCUCAGGUGUGAACAAGCGAAAGGAAAAGCACAGCUUGAGGCAAAUCAACCACAGGUCGUGCAUCAUUUCCUCUACGAUCCUGAAACAAGGCUUGCUGUUCCCAAAGAUGCAGAGGCUGCAUCCUUCCCCUUUCCUGGUGUCUUCCUGUGGGAGAACUUCAUAUCAGAGGAGGAGGAGAAACAGCUGAUAAGCACGAUGGACCAGGAUGUGUGGAAUGAGUCCCAGUCUGGUCGAAGGAAACAAGACUUUGGCCCAAAAGUUAACUUCAAGAAAAGGAAAGUACGUGUCGGUGGCUUCAAUGGACUGCCGGCUUUGAGUCAAAAACUAGUGCUCCGAAUGCAGCAAGAGCCAAGUCUAGCGGGCUUUCAACCGGUGGAGCAGUGCAAUCUGGAUUACCAUCCUCAGCGAGGCUCCGCCAUCGACCCACACCUAGACGACUCGUGGCUGUGGGGGGAACGCCUGGUCACCAUCAACAUGUUGUCAAACACUACACUCACCAUGUCCCUCGAGCGGGGUCUGCCGGAGUUGGGAUUAGCAGAGGAAGUCCAAGUAGCUGUGCGUCUUCCUCGCAGAUCUUUAGUGGUGCUAUUCGGAGAGGCGCGGCACAGGUGGAAACAUGCCAUUCACAGACACGAUGUCCAGGAGCGCAGAGUUUGCAGCACCUACAGAGAGCUGUCUGCAGAGUUCCUACCUGCAGGGCAGCAGGCAGAGCUGGGAGCUCAACUUUUAAGCAUUUCUUUGAGCUUUAAAGGGACUCCAAUAUAGGAUCAUCUGAUGAUGCAGAGGAAGGCUGUGCUAUCAGAGGAGGUCCAGACUUUUUGGGUGACUUGAUAAAUUAAAUUCAGACAUAAAUUUCUAUCAAAUAGAACUAUAUAAAUGUUGUUAGCUCAUGUAUUUUUGUUCAGAGCUUCAGACCUACUGUCCUUCAUACAUGCAGUUAUUUAUACCACUCAGAGAAAAAGAAAAUAUUCUGCACUACUGAUUUCAUAAAAUAUACUACCAGAAUUAACUGAUUAAAAGUCUUGUCAACCAAUCAAAAAUGCAUGAAAAUGGAAUUAAAGCAAAACUUUGUUCCACAAAAUUAUCUUCAACAAUCCUGUGUAACAAUUGUCCUUGAGUGUCUUAUCUGGUUUGAUUUAAUUGUUAAUGGUUAAAGUCUUUAAAACUUUUUGCAGAAUUCAGUCUUUACAUCUCUGUCUUUUAAUAAAAAAUGUAAUUUCCACACA